This is a messenger RNA of Acanthosepion pharaonis, 1290 nucleotides long. The record is from the annotation of a GenBank genome assembly. NCBI's taxonomy places the organism in Eukaryota, Metazoa, Mollusca, Cephalopoda, Sepiida, Sepiidae.
AUGCUGGGAUCUUUACCUGUGGUGACGCUGAGCGCUGAGACUUUAAACCAUUCGUUGGUCGUUAACACGUCAAUCACGCGACCACCAAACGACCCACCAAAAUAUUCUAUGAUCCAAGAUGUCCACGUGAUGAUAUUUAUCGGUUUUGGUUUUCUAAUGACCUUCUUGAAAAAAUAUGGAUUUUCUAGCGUCAGUUUCAAUCUUUUGACUGCUUCUCUUGGUAUUCAGUGGGCCAUGAUAAUCCGAGGACUUCUCCACUCAUUUGACUCCCAAACGAAAACGAUUUUAAUUGACUAUAGCUCAAUGAUGACUGGGGACUUUGCUGUGGCGACAUGUCUUAUCUCAUUUGGAGCCGUUCUGGGAAAAACCAGUCCAUUACAAAUCCUCGUUAUGAUGUUGCUAGAGAUCGUCUUUGCACAGGUCAAUGAAUAUAUCGGGCUCGACAAAUUAUAUGCUGUCGAUAUUGGUGAAUCCAUGUAUCUUCAUACAUUUGGCGCCUAUUUUGGUCUGGCUGUAGCUCGAGUUCUGCACAAAGAAGAUAUUGAAGACAACCCCAAAGAAGGCAGUGUCUACAAUUCAGAUCUUUUUGCAAUGGUUGGUACAGUGUUUUUGUGGAUAUUCUGGCCAAGUUUCAACAGUGCCGGAGCAGCAACGGCCGAAGCCCAGCAGAGAGCAGUCCUGAACACACUUCUCUCUCUCUGUUCACAUUCAAAAAAUUCGACAAUCGCUGGAGGUGUGGCUGUUGGCGCAUGCGCUGAUACUUUGACAGCCCCAUGGGUAUCACUGCUCGUGGGAAGUUUGGUUGGAAUACUUUCUGUGGCUGGUUUCAAAUAUCUUUCUCCAUUGAUGUCUAAAUACACGAAAAUUCACGAUACUUGUGGAGUUCACAAUUUGCACGGAAUGCCUGGUGUUUUUGCCGGCAUUGUAGCAGCACUAGUGGCUUAUACUGUGACAGACGAUACGUACAAGAACAUUCCCUUAGACACCUUCUAUCCGGCGCGUAAUAACGCGACAGAAAAUAGGACCGGAUUUCAACAAGGUGCCUACCAGAUUGCAGCGCUCGCUGUAACUAUUGCUUUUGCCUUUGUUAGUGGAAUCUUCACCGGUCUAGUGCUAAAAUUACCCAUUUGGAACGAACCUAAAGACGAUGAACUUUACGAUGACUGCCAAAAUUGGCUCCUUCCAGAAGAGGAGGAAAAGAAAGAAAUGAUGAACGGGAAAUCGUUUGCAUCCUCCGUGCAAUCCGUACCGGAAAAACCUGAGGAAGACACACAGACAACUCGCAUUUAG